Messenger RNA from Talaromyces marneffei, 2370 nucleotides. RefSeq lists its product as uncharacterized. The record is from RefSeq and is a predicted model, not a curated record. The transcript is spliced from 4 exons. NCBI's taxonomy places the organism in Eukaryota, Fungi, Ascomycota, Eurotiomycetes, Eurotiales, Trichocomaceae. Gene Ontology annotation, molecular function: polygalacturonase activity. Bases 1 to 2370 code for a protein of 789 amino acids.
AUGCGUUACUUCUCCUUGCUUGUGUCUAGCAUAUUGCUUGCUAGUACUGGAACAGAAUCAUUUCGGCUCCCCGACAACGAGCCCUUUGAUGGAUUAAAUGGAACUGCAAAUGCACACGUCCUCCGGGCAGCGGAUAUGAAUGACCCCCCGUAUUGGCUGGCUGAUAUCGCUCACCAAGGCUUUACACCAUAUGCACACGGUGGAUAUGCAGUAUUCAGGAACGUCAAGGACUAUGGUGCUGUUGGUGAUGGUGUGACCGAUGAUACUUUAGCUAUCAACAACGCCAUCAGUGAUGGCGGCCGCUUCGGCCCUGCUUCCAGACAGACGUCCUCAACAACCCCGGCUAUCAUCUACUUCCCUGCAGGAACCUAUGUAGUCUCAUCGUCAAUCAUUAACUACUACUUUACCCAGCUGAUUGGUAACCCCAAUUCCCCGGCUGUCCUCAAGGCAACCCCCGGUUUCGUUGGCCUCGGCUUGAUUGAUGGAGAUCAAUACCAGCCCGACGGUAACCAAGGUUGGAUCUCGACAAACGUCUUUUAUCGCCAAAUUCGAAACUUGAUUUUGGAUCUCACUGCAAUCCCUGCUUCCGGCGGAUCAACUGGUAUUCACUGGCCUACUGGUCAGGCAACAAGUUUGCAGAAUGUGCAGAUCAAGCUCAAUGCCGAUCCUGGUACAAAAGCGCAGGGUCUCUUCAUUGAAAAUGGUUCCGGUGGUUUCCUCACUGAUGUGAUUGUUACUGGUGGUCUUUACGGGUUCAAUGUCGGUAACCAGCAAUUCACUAUGCGAAAUGUCACCAUUUCCAGUGCUGUAGUUGCUAUUAGCCAAAUCUGGAACUGGGGUUGGACCUACUCGGGUCUUACCAUUGAAAAUUGCCAAACUGCCUUUGACUUUUCCCUCGGUGGUCCCACAUCUAUUAGUGCGGGAUCGGUGACAAUCAUCGACAGCAAAAUCGGCAACUGCGGUACCUUCCUCAAGACUGCAUGGACUCCUACCUCCUCUCCUCCCGGUGCAGGAAAUCUCAUCAUUGAGAAUGUAGCGUUGAGCAAUGUGCCCGUUGCGAUCCGAGGCCCGAACGGCGUCUACUUGCCUGGUGGUACCAUAACCAUCCCUGCUUUCGGACAAGGGAAGACAUAUACCCCUAUGGGACCCAACCUCUUGAAUGGUCCCUUUGACGCCGUUCCACGACCGCCCGGAUUGUUGCAAAGCGGAUCAUAUAAUUAUUUUACCAAGAGCAAGCCGCAAUAUGAGUCUUACGGAACUGCUAGUGUGCUAAGCAUACGCGUGUUUGGAGCAAAAGGUGAUGGUGUUACCGAUGAUACUAUCAUCAUUCAGGCUGUACUCAACGUUGCGGCGGCCUUGGGAAAAAUUGCUUUCUUUGAUUAUGGUGUCUACGUUGUUACCAAUACUAUCUACAUUCCUCCCGGGUCCAGGGUCGUUGGUGAGGCCUAUCCCACAAUUCUGGGCAGUGGUAGCAAAUUUUCCAAUAUUGAGUCACCGUAUCCAGUCGUGAAAGUUGGUAAGGAAGGCGACUCAGGAUUCAUUGAGGUUUCUGACCUUAUCGUCAGUACCCGAGGCGGUGCAGCUGGCGCAGUGCUGAUCGAGUACAAUCUCAAUGGUGAACAAGGAUCCGGUCUUUGGGACGUCCACACCCGUAUUGGAGGCUUCAUUGGCUCUGACUUGCAAGUUGCCAAUUGCCCCAUAACUGGACCAGUUACUCUUGCUUGUGAAGCCGCCUUCAUGUCGCUGCAUGUCACGAGUUCGGCCAAAAACGUUUACCUUGAGAACAAUUGGAUCUGGACUGCUGAUCACGAUCUUGAUGAUCCAAAGGACACUCGAAUUUCGGUCUACACUGGCCGUGGCGCUCUUAUUGAAGGCUCCAAUAUUCUAAUGUAUGGAACCAGUGUGGAACAUCAUUCACUUUAUCAGUACUCGUUCUACGGUGCAUCCAAUGUGAUGGCUGGGUUCAUCCAAACCGAGACUCCUUACUAUCAACCAAUCCCAGAUGCCAGGUCAGGUCCUUAUGUAUCCAACGCAGCGUUCCAUGACCCAGACUACGGCUCUUGCCUGGAAGGCAAUUGUAAUGCUCUCGGUCUGUACGUUAUCAACAGUAACUCGAUCUACUUCUACGGAGCUGGUCUUUACAGUUUCUUCAACCACUACAGCACAGACUGUUCAAACCCUGGUCACAGAGAAAAAUGCCAGAGCGAGAUUUUCCGUGUUGAUGGAUCGACAACAGCAGCACUGAGGGUGUACACUCUCAACACCGUUGGCGUCACUAAUAUGGUCACGCUGGAUGGUACAAGCGUGGCACUGUUCUCCGAUAAUAUCGGUGUCUUCAACGAUGGGUUCACGCUGUUUAAGUACAAAUAG